AUGACGGCUGGGAAAAUCGGAGGGGGCUUCUUGCUGUGUGUUGUCGCUUUGCUUCACGCUGGCGCACCCUUAAAAGAUGCAUGUAAAUGGGAGCCGAGCUGGCAUUUACCUUCGUGGUGCACGGAGUGUUACCAGGCCGGUUGUCGUGUUGUGAUGCAUCCUGUGGAAUGCGGCACUUUCCUUCGUGGACUGGUGGAUGAGGUCACAGAAACGCCAAAAGACUUUCAAAACCCUCAAGGCACGACAGAUCUAGAUGCUUCGAAAGAAGAGAAUGCCAUCAGCACCGAGAAAGGAAUUCUUGACGGUCUCACCGCCAGCGGCUUCGCGGAGAAACUGAAGGCCUUUCCAGGCUUGGGGGAGCACGGUGCAACUCUGCUUCAACUCGCAGAGGAGGGCCUUGGUUUUCACGCAAACAAGGGGGAGCUAUCGAAGAUGGUCCCGAUGAUUUUGGAACUUCAGAAGAACGUCCAUGAACACUACAUGGUUACCAAGGGAAAUAAGUAUCAACCGUCAUCUCUCUGGAAGAGAGUUGUUGGGCGGAAGUCUCAGGGGAAAGUCAUUCGGUCCAUGAAGCAGUUCGCGCCCGACACGGAUGAUGGAGAGCUUAUUCAGCAGCUCGAUGUCGUGACGCAGCUGCUUCACGAACUGCACACGAACCCUCAAAGCGAUAUGCAGGACGUCCUGCACACAAUCUCCAGGGCGAUGGGUUAUGAAUUAGAAGCCGAAGACCUCAAGGAUCUAAAUACCCCCGUGCAGUGGGUCCAUGAUCUGAUGAAGAAGAUUAUGCCCCUCUUGCCGUCGGUACUGGGAGGGCAGAAGGCGGAGGAGCUGUAA
This is a messenger RNA of Cyclospora cayetanensis, 834 nucleotides long. RefSeq lists its product as uncharacterized. NCBI's taxonomy places the organism in Eukaryota, Apicomplexa, Conoidasida, Eucoccidiorida, Eimeriidae. The transcript is spliced from 5 exons. The record is from RefSeq and is a predicted model, not a curated record. The coding region runs from base 1 to 834 and encodes 277 amino acids.